AUGCCUCGUCUCUUGUUUCCAGCAAUUGUUCUCGAGGAAAUCCAGAUUGAACUUUCUCUGAUCAGGCGUCCCAUGGAUAAUUCUUUUUUUCUUAAGAUGAGGGAAGCUUUCACGUUAUCAAGAAAGUGUGACAUUCAAAUUCAAAUACAUGGUAUAUUAGCAUCGGACAUCAACAUCGACCUCGAUGAUUUAAGAAGAAGAGUUCCGUUUCCGGCUAUGAACGUGCAACGGGUGUCGUUUAGAACUUUUUCAGAUGAUGGCUUGUGGCCGGAUAGCACUCCAUUUUUUGAUGCGUUCUUUAUGAUUUGCCAUCCAAAGCAUGUAGAAGAUCAGUCCUUGAAUAACAACAAUCACUUUUGCAAGCUGAUGAUGUUGGAGAAGAAAAACAGAAAGGGGUAUUGGGGUGAUUAA
Lactuca saligna is the source of this 411-nucleotide messenger RNA. The record is from the annotation of a GenBank genome assembly. NCBI's taxonomy places the organism in Eukaryota, Viridiplantae, Streptophyta, Magnoliopsida, Asterales, Asteraceae.